Molecule: messenger RNA, 5098 nt
Organism: Cottoperca gobio
Lineage: Eukaryota; Metazoa; Chordata; Actinopteri; Perciformes; Bovichtidae
Product: splicing factor U2AF 65 kDa subunit-like
Exons: 12
Coding region: 253-1767 (504 amino acids)
Biological process (GO): mRNA processing
Cellular component (GO): nucleus
Molecular function (GO): RNA binding
Source: RefSeq, a predicted model, not a curated record
GUUGAAGAUAGAUGCAAGUGUUAGUUUGUGAGUGUGUUUGUAUUUAAUUCCAUUUUCUAUUUUCAACAGGCUUAUUAUAAAAGACCCAGGUUUUAUUCUGAAGGUUGUAACCGGAUGUAGUUUACUCACUUUGACAGCGGGGAGAUUUCAGAGGUGUUUGCUGCACUGACACUCAGCGGGCUGGUUGGUUUAUCGCCCCCCCUCAGAGGAGACACAUCUGCUAUAUUUUUAUACACCGAGACAACCGGUACAAUGUCGGAUUUCGAGGAAUUUGAGAAACAGCUGAGCGAGAAUCGACAGGUAAUCAUUGCUUGCUGGUGCACAGAGAGAGAAAGAGAAAGACACAAGAAGAGGAGUCGCAGCGGAUCUCCCGCCCGAGGCGACAAACAUCGCAGCUGGAGCAAAGACCGAGGGAGUCGCAGCCGAGAGAAGAGAAGCCGCAGCCGAGACCGGAAGAGCCGGGACCGCCGGAGCUCGUCCCGGGACCCCAAGAAGCACAGCCACUCUCCGAGACGAACGAGGAAGAAAAGAACCUGCAAAUACUGGGAUGUGCCUCCUCUUGGCUUUGAACGCAUCACAGCGAUACAAUACAAAGCUAUGCAAGCGGCCGGGCAGAUACCAACACUCGCUCUGCUGGCGUCGGCCACCAGCACCGGCGUGGCUGCAGCUCCUGCACAGGUUCCCAUCGUUGGCAGUCAGAUGACGAGACAAGCCAGACGCCUCUAUGUUGGAAAUAUUCCCUUUGGAGUAACUGAGGAGUCCAUGGUGGAGUUCUUCAACGCUCAGAUGAGGCUCGCCGGCCUUUCACAAGCCCCGAGCAACCCUGUGCUCGCUGUGCAGAUCAAUCAGGAUAAAAACUUUGCUUUCCUAGAGUUUCGGUCCGUAGACGAGACGACGCAGGCGAUGGCCUUCGAUGGAAUAAUUUUUCAGGGUCAGUCGCUGAAGAUCAGAAGACCUCACGACUAUCGGCCUCUACCCGGCAUCUCAGAGCAGCCGGCUUUCCACGUCCCAGGCGUCGUCUCCACAGUCGUUCCUGAUUCCCCCCACAAACUGUUCAUCGGAGGCCUGCCGAACUACCUGAACGAUGACCAGCUAGGGGCCCGUAAGAUCGUUAAGUCUGCGCUCAUAAUUUGUUCAGUAGUUCUCAUCUACUGCUGCCGUGCAACAUGUAACACAAGGCAAGUGAAGGAGCUCUUGACGUCGUUCGGUUCUCUCAAAGCGUUCAAUCUGGUGAAGGACAGCGCCACGUCGCUGUCGAAAGGUUACGCCUUCUGUGAAUACGUAGACGUCGACGCCACCGAUCAGGCAGCUGCUGGGCUCAACGGGAUGCAGCUGGGCGACAAGAAGCUGAUCGUCCAAAGGGCGAGUGUGGGAGCUAAAAACGCCAACGCUACCUCCAUCAUCGAGACCCCGGUGAUGCUGCAGGUCCCCGGGCUGCGGCGGCUGCAGAACUCCGGCGUGCCCACGGAGGUGCUGUGCCUUCUCAACAUGGUGAUGCCCGAGGAGCUGGUGGACGACGAGGACUACGAGGAGAUCCUGGAAGACGUCCGCGAGGAGUGCCGCAAGUACGGCAGCGUACGCUCCAUCGAGAUCCCCCGACCCGUCGACGGUGUGGAAGUCCCCGGCUGCGGAAAGAUCUUUGUGGAGUACGUUUCUGCUGCAGACUGUCAGAAAGCAAUGCAAUCGCUCACCGGCCGCAAGUUUGCCAAUAGAGUGGUGGUCACCAAAUACUACGAUCCAGACAUGUAUCACAGACACGAGUUUUGAAACGGAUGACUUUUCUGUUUUAUGAGCUUGGGUUCAGUCGGUUUCUUCAGCCAAGAAAAGAAGUUUUAUUACAUAUUUUACUUACUGUGUGUGUGUGUGUGUGUGUGUGUGUGUGUGUGUGUGUGUGUGUGUGUGUGUGUGUUCACUGAUCUGUCUGAAUAAAAACAUAGUAUCUAGGGAUGUCCGGUACCAGAAAUACUAGCGAAAUUCUCAAUUCCAAUUCGAUAACACGGUAAAAUAGAAAACAAUGAAUCCCAUGUACUUCUACAUACACUCCUUUAUUACUGUCUGUGAAGCAGAUAAUACUUCCCUCUAAUAUCUGUUUCAUAUUGCUGUGAAAACUAUUUAUUCAAGUCUUUCGCCAAAAACUACGUUUUACAAGACUACAUUUGAACACAUCACGAUAACGUUAUAUUCUACCUUCGCCCAAUAGUCAUUGUUACUGAAUAGAGCCUGAAUGCAUCAUAUUGCAACUCGAUGGAAACUGCGUUCAUCGGCUGCUAACCACGGCUGUGUAAAGAACGUUGGGUUCGUUGGUCUCAGUCUCGUGAACAGAGGGAGAAUCACUGGAUUAGUGAACUUUACAACUUCUAGGACCUAAAGAUUUAAAUAAGGGCUACUCAAGUGUUCGUACUGGGAAGUUGAUGUACUGUAAAAAAUGAUACGCCGAUUUAAAAGACGUCUCUUCCCCAAACUAAGUGAAAGGGGAAAGUGUUUUUGGGCACCAUGGUGUCACGUGACUGACACAGAAGUUGUAAUUAUACGGUUUGUCCACUACGAACAUUUGCUUCGAACAUCGCUCUUCCUAAGGGGCUAACGCUAACGCUAACUAGCUCUCCUGCCAAAUUCAACAAGGAUUUGUUGUUCACAAUGUAGCAUUAAUAGGGGAAAAUAAAUUCUCCGCUGGACGCGUCGAUGGUGGGUUUACUGCGUCUCAUAUUUUCUAUCGUCCCGGGACGACGUUAGCCUCGAGCCCUGACGAUACUACAAGGCAAAAAUUAGUGAAAAAGUUUUCUGAAUUUUUGGCAUCGACUUGAUACCAAAGUUUUGCUUCUCAUGACUUCCCUCGUAGUAUCAGAACAUUUGUAGUAGAAUGAAUGUGACUAAAGUAAUACUGCCUGACGACGCCCGAGUUAUCGAGGAUGAGCAUAUGAGGAAACAGUCAAAUGUUCCUGAGCACAAACAUUCAUUUCUGUUUGAGAUUUGAGAAUCCAUCAUAAAUGCACGUCACUUAUUAUUAUUAUUAUUAUUAUUAUUGUUUCAGACUCGUGUGAUAAACAUUUCCAAUAACUCCAGAGCGUUUAAAGUCCAAAAGUCAACAUUUAUUAACCAAAUAUUUUUGCUUCAAUACAUAUUUGUUGGCGUUAGUUCUUUUAAAAACAAAAUGUUCUUAUUAACUAACAGCACCAUACAUUACAUUUAUGUUAUAUAAAUGUAAUUUAUUGAUCUAUUUUUGCACUAAUUUUCGAGGGUGAUGACAGAUAUUCGAAAACCUCCAAAGACGCCUCGAUUGUAAAGAAAAUGUUUGUCGUUACGGCGCUGAACACAUGUCUGAAGUGUUGUAUCAGUCCGGCCUCAAAGGUCGUUUUGUAAAUAUGAAACUUGAAUUUGAAAAUGAUCUAACUGUCUUGAUUGAAACUCGAACACGCAGACUGGAUAUCGGCUAAAAUUUAAAAGCAGCUUUUGUCGACUUCUGUCUUAAAUCAUGGACCCAUGGUUUAAAAAAGUACUUAUAAUAAUGAUUUUAGUAAAGUAAACCGGCCACUGUUGGUGUGAGAAUGGAAAAUGUAACCGACAUAGCAACAGUAACUAAGGGGCGGGGCUUACUGAGCUGUCAAUUAUGUCCAUCUGUUAAAAUAGCAAAAUCUGUCUUCAGAUAUGCACAUGUUAAUAAAUGCACCUUUUAAGUUUUGCAGAAAGCAAAUUAAAUAAUUUAAAGCUUUAUUCAUUGUGUGAUGUUUGGAAGAAAACAUUAAAUUAAAACAUAAAUUUUUAUUAUGAAGUUACUUUUCCGUUUGGAAAGUGCCGGCACAAAUUGGGAUGCGAGAGAAAAUGUAUUUGUAUUUUAGUGCAAUAAAUAUUAACUGAUAAUAAACAGCCUCUGUAUUAUACAUGUUUUUGAAUGGGCAAAAAUAAACAAUACAUUUUAGUUUGUACAAUUCCUGCCACUGCCAUUUUCUUGAAUAAAUGCUUGCAUCCACUGUCUGUCUGUCUGUGUGGGAAUUAUUUGUUCUGCAUUAUAUGAUCAGUUAUAACUGGCAAUAUAUAUAUAUUUAUUUAAUAUAAAUUAAAUGUAUUAUAUAUUUUUUAAUUUUUACAGAUGUCUCUCUAUUGUCAGUUUAUUUAUAACAUCAGUUGUGUCUGUAUUCAUACACUAUGUUCAAACAACCCUGUCACCAUGUAAUGCAUUGUAGCUAUGCAAUAAAUACUCUUGUGAACUUACGAACUUGGGUGUGGAUAAAAUAUUACACGCUGUCGCUUUUACCUUCUUAUUUUUAUUUUUAUUCUGAAAGCUUUUACCAGAAAGUCAUAAUCUGUGUUGACAUAUUACAUUUAUUUAUUUUAUUUUAUUUUGAAAGGUUUUUACCGGAAAUGAGGAUUUUCAGUGAGCGGAAAACAACAUUUAAUUCGUCACUAUGUGUAAACUUUGUGAUGAUCAAUUAUAAUGUGAUUACAAAGAACAGUAACUUUAGAAUUCGAAAGCUUGUAUCCUGUACAGACUAAUGUUAUUCAAUAUUUUGUUCUAUCAAUAAAUACUUUUUUUACUGUUUUGUUUUGUUUUCUAUUUACAAACUUGGCUUAAAAAUGCUUUUUGUUGUUAAUUUUGAAAGUUUCUUUUACCGGAAGUGAUAGAUGUCUGUUGUCGGCUGCCCCCCACUGCCCCCCAGUGGCCACAGUGAAGCACUGCAACACUUUAAUUAAAAUGUAAUUAAAGGGUUACUCCGGAUGUUUUGAACAACAUGAAAAUAGUUUUAUUUUAUUAUUUUUUUUAGGGCUAUACUAUACUAUAUAUUAUGUUAUACAAUAUUACUACAUUGUAUAUUAUAUUGUAUAUCAUUUAACAUGUAAUACUGUGAUAUAUAUAACCAUUAAAUUCAUAUGAUGUAUUAUAUUAUGUACUGAAUAAUAUUUCUAUAUAAUACACUAAGUAUAAUUACGGUUGGGGGAAGAUGUUACAUCAUUAUACUUCUGCACCUCUUCAAUGCUUUAAAUCUCCUGUUUUUUUACUAUUAUUUUAAUAUAUUUUACGAGUAUUAUUUUCUGUUUUAUUUGUUUUGCAUGUUUAUGCCUAUGUGACUGACGUGUCAUAAAAUAAACAUACCUUACUGCU